Messenger RNA from Varroa destructor (honeybee mite), 2959 nucleotides. RefSeq names its product Ada2a-containing complex component 1 (gene Atac1). The record is from RefSeq and is a predicted model, not a curated record. NCBI's taxonomy places the organism in Eukaryota, Metazoa, Arthropoda, Arachnida, Mesostigmata, Varroidae.
CGAUGCGUUUGAAAUAAAAGCGAAUUCGAAUAAUGUUAAGCAUAACAACACAUGUGAUGUUAUGGCAGUACAAACUCUACUUGAAUUAUUAGUCGGCAGAUUGGCCACUUUUGAGAUGAUCAUAUGAUGAAAUAGCGGUUCAAGUAAGUCUGCUCUACAGCCUCAAAUGUGAAUUCGAUGACUCUUACAGGUGCGUGCAGCCGACGUUCUCGUCGUAUUGCUAUGCUACAUAGUUCAGCUGCUCUCACACCGGCGAAGUCAGCAAGUGAAUUGGCGAAACGUUUUUGAUAUGCGCUUGUUUAUUUGUUUACAGUGUGCUUCUUCUGUUUGCACUUGCGGCGAAUGUACGCUUUCCUCUAUCGGUGGUCCGAGGUGUUGGGCAUUACAGAUGGAAGAAGAUGUCUCUUAUUCGAUCGCAUCCGCUAAUGAAGACAGACUCGCCAUCAAACAGGAGUGUGCCAGUCCUCAACGAGAUGACAUGACCUUGUUCGUCGAAGAUUCUCUUAUUUGUGAAACCGUGGUCACUAGCCGUGACGACGCCCUUCUAGACGUCCCCUUAAGUGAGAAUAAUGUACUCGAAAAAAUUGAUACGCGUAGAACGGAAUUUGUUGGCAGCUACCGUGGGCCGGAAGAUAGAAAGCCAAUUUUGGAUUCAAACACGUCUAGUGAAGUCGGCUCUAACGAGACGUCUUUAAACUCACAGCCUACUUCAACAUCUGUUUUAGAGGUAGAACGACAGACGUUCUCGUUCGAGACUGACCAUCUCGCUCUUCGCGCUAACAACGAAUAUAAAAGUAUCGUUAAAUUGUUGGUAUUACUCGAAGCUCAGCGCAUGCGCGCCAUUCAGGAUAUUAACCAACUAGAAGCCGAAAAGAAAGUUGCUCUGGAAAAUCCAAUGGGGUUUGUUCAAAGGCUUCAAGAACGAACGAUCUCGUUGCCGACACGACAAAUAGUUGCAGAAGUACCGGAGGUCGAUUGCGCAAGGUACGCUAUACCGCCAGUCUAUUUAGGUGCUACGCCGAAGUCGACGAGGGCUGCCGCUGGUGCUCCUGAUCAGAAUGCGACAGCCUCGACGUCUUCAGCACAGGGACCAUCUUCUUCGUCAUUGUUGCACGAACUGUCUUCUACAUAUUCUGAAAAGGAGCCAUCUCCAAGUGCACGACAGCUUCAACAACACUCGCUGAAGAAUCGUCCAGAAACCUACAAUAAACCAUGGAGUAUAGAGGAACAAAAGAGACUUGAAGAACUCCUCAUCAAGUUUCCACCAGAAGCUGUCGAGGCGCAACGAUGGCGUAAGAUUGCUGCUGCACUUGGUAAUCGUACGAUUAAACAGGUGGCCAGCAGGGUGCAAAAGUACUUUAUUAAACUGGCCAAGGCAGGACUUGAGGUGCCAGGACGAGUUCCGAACAUACCGAAAUCGUCACGCAAGGUUCGACGCGUUCAAUCUACUUUAAAAACGCAAGCUUUCUACCUGUCAACGUUUUUCCCACAACACGCUAGUCCCAUCACAAUGGACCCAGACACGCCCUUGCAGGAAAGCCCUGUAGUACUCUCGAAUCAUAACCAGUCGAAAGACAACAAAUCCUCUCAGGCCGAAAUCCAUUGCGGUGUGUGCCUGAAAAAGUUGGACAGCAGCCUGCGGUUUCAAUGCGUGGAAUGCAAUGUGAAUUUGUGCGUAGAUGGAACGUGUCGACAAAAGUCGUCGUGUGUGAUCGCGGGCCAUGUUGUACAAAUGGUUGCGGACACGCAGGUUGACAGCGACUACGUGAUCAAUGACCACUACCUUGAUCCCAACUAUCUCCCGUCGACCAGCUGAUUAGUACGUUGACAGUAGGAUAUAAACAAAAGAACCAACCAUUUUCGACAAUCAGGUACCUAAGGCCUAGGCAAAUGGUCUUGUUCUAAUGUUCAGUACUUCAGUCAUUUGGAAAAUGAAAGUAGCGGAACACACGAGAAAUAUCGUGGUAAUGAUGUAUGUUCCCCAAAUAUUGAUAAGCAUAAUAAGAUAUUUGAUUGAUCACUAUUUUAUUUCAUGAAGUUGAUCGUAACGUUACAUCGCUUGUUGGGAUAAAUCAAUCCGAGUUCUCCAUAGAAUAUGUAGAAGAACAGCCGUUUCGUCAGGUGGGAACCUAAAAUCUAGAGAAAGAAAAACAGAGAUCUUUCUCUAUCAAAAUCUUGCAAACUUUUUUCGAUGACAAGUAUAAAUUUCACCCAUGUUACGCACGGCGCGGAUCAAAAUUGCUAAAAUUUACAUAACUUUCGAGGAAGCCGGUAACAUGAAAAAUUCUACAUUUGUAGAUAUAAUCACUUUGUAUAGAACAUUUCUUUAUUGUAUAGUGUAAAUGUUUCGUAGUAAAGAUGCUAGUGACGCAACAGUAUCUAAUAAAAGCUGUUGAUUGUUUGUUACCUCCUUCAGAUUAGGAAGCAAGUCUAAUUUCGUCAACGACUUUAUGUAAAUAAUUGUUACACUUGCUGAUAUUUCCUGGGUCAAUAUCGCUGUGCUAUAGUUAAAGUUAUACAGAACUGUAGCAGAAGCAGGGUAUUAUUGUACGCACAUUGGCUCGAACGUUGUGGGACCAUUUUUUGACUGCAGUCUUCCCAGGACGCGAAAGCUCAUCACUGAAAAAUAUGCUGCCGGCAAUUUUCUCAGUUGGUUGAAAAAUGCCUUUCGAUUUUUAAAGUGUGGGUACAGCUGAAUUAGUAAGGUAAACUGUCAGAAGCUAUGAAUGUUUUGCUAGAGGCAGAAGUGCACUUCCCGACGAUGCGUGUUUGUAGUGUAAGCGCUAUCGCCAGUCUAUACAUACUGCAUAACAAACGAUUGUGCCAACCAACUUCCGCUGUUUUUGACUUAAUGUAAUAUAGAAAAAAAAAAUAACAAUAGCUUCAGAGUUGAGGUAGAUUUUCUAAACGUAAAGUAUGUGUGUAUAUGUAACAAUAAAUUGAAAUUAUGCACAGGCCA